Anas platyrhynchos (mallard) is the source of this 4116-nucleotide messenger RNA. Lineage: Eukaryota; Metazoa; Chordata; Aves; Anseriformes; Anatidae. The record is from RefSeq and is a predicted model, not a curated record.
AUCCCCGCCGCCGUUGGUUUGUAAACCGGCGGCGCGCGGAGCGGGGCCCGCAGAGGGGGUCCCGGCAGGGCCGGGCGCAGGGCGCGGAGCCCCCAUGGCGUCUCGCGGCCUCCCCGGCGGCGGCGAGAGCCGGGCCGCGGAGCCCCGCGGGACGCCCCCGUUCCAGACGGACCCGGCGGCGCUGGCCGCGAUCCUCAGAGGCCCGGGAGCGGUACCGGGAGCCGUACCGGGAGCGCGGCCCAAGGCUGGGCCCGGCGGCGCCGGCAGGGCCUCUGUGGCCGGGCGCGUCCCGCUGCGCCUCGGCUCCCUCCGCACCCAAGGGAACGCCCCCGGUGCCGCUCCGCGCCCCGCUCCCCGCAGGCCUCGCGGCCCCUCCAGCGCCUCCUCGACCGCGCCUCCGGUUUCUCCCUUCGGGUUCCCGGGGCUCCCCCGCGCCCUCCCUGCCACCGCCGCCGCCCCGGGUCUCGGGCCCCGCGGUGAGGGCUCCCCAAAGGAGGCAGCCGGGGCCCGGUCCCGCAGGGGAGGGGAGAGAGGGGGAGGGUUUCUUUGAUCAUGUUCGCCCAGCGUGAGACAGGAAGGCAGGAUGCUGAUACGCUAGGUUAGCAACUUAUCAGGAGAUGGCUCAGCAAUAAAAAGAACCUCACUUCAUCGUCGCUAUCCUGCAGGAGAUCACGUAGCUCUGGAGGCACGUUUGUCACUGGCUCGUCGUCUGAAACUUCUUCGACAAAAUUAGAGGGGAUAAAUCCUCGUUUGCCAUCCGUCAGCUCUCCCACGAACCAGCCGUCCUCAUCCAUGUCUCCAAGUACAUAAACGUAUUCUCCUGCAGUCAGGGGAAGCUCUGCUUCAGGGUGCUCGUUAGGACCCUCGAAAGGAUUGUAGCUAAAGCGAGCUAUAAAUCUUCGAAGUUGUAGCAAUCCUUGUCCCAGGGAUGGGAGUUGGAAGGACACAUGCUCUACUCCUGAGUCUCCGGUCUCACCCACAGGGCCCUCGUCUGAAAGAAGGCUGCAACCAGGACCGUUGUGUGAGGCAUCCGAUGUUGAGGUACUUGUGUGGGAUGCCAACACUUGGGUUGCCUUCUCAGAAGCAUCAGAGCAGUCUUCAUGGUUGCAAAGGUCAUGGGACUGCUCUGCAGAGGCCUGUGCUGUGGCAGGAGAUGUCACCUGGAGCAGUUCUGAGGUGAUCCGGUUGGAUUUUUUUCUUUUUUCUUGCUCACGUUGCUGAGAGAGCAGCUCACAUUGUUGACUUUGCUGCUGAUACUGCUUCUCCAAUUCUCUCAGCUGCGCCUGAGCCACUUGCACGUCUUCCUCACGUGUCCUUCUUUGCUCUGCCCAAGCCCUCUGGAAAUGCUCGACUUCCUCUGCUUUGUUGUGCAGCAGUCGGUUUGUUUCCUCAAGGUCGUUCUCCUGUUGUUGUCUUCUUUCUGCCAGUUGCCGCAUGGCAUUCAGUUCACAACCCAGAUCCUUCAGUUGUGUUUGAAGACGUUUGACCUCUCCAAUGGCAGAAUUUCGCUGCUCUGUCACUUGCACAAGUUUUGCCUUCAGAGCAGCGUUUUCAGAUUGGACCUCCUCUAUCCAAUCCUUGUGCCCGCGGAGCUGAGAAUUUUCUUCUGCGCAUCUGGCAUUUUCAUUUGUCAUCUCUGCUAGACGCACUUUCAGGUCCUCGUACCUUUUCCGCAGUCUUGAGCGUUCCUGCUCCAGGUUCAUGUGAGGCCUAAGUGUUUUCCCAGCCUCGCUUUCCAAUUGCCCUCUCUGCUGCUGGUUGACCUGCUCUGUCUUUGCAACCUCUUUCAGUUGCCUGGCUUUUUCUUGCAGACGCUUGGUAAGGAGGCCUAGCGUACAGGUGUUCUUCUGGAGCCACUCCACCUCCUCCGUCUCUUCCAGAGAGCUUUUCUUUAUCAGGCAGCGGGUCUCCUGCUGAAGGGCACUGCAUUGUCUCCGCAGGUCCUCCACAGCAUGCUGCAGCUGAACUUUCAGCUCCAGCAGCUGGCUGUCUCCGCUGCCAGGUGGACAGGCCUCUUCUUGCGCUGCGACCUGAACACCCACGUCUGCGACAGAGCGCCUGCUGCUCUUCCCAUCUCCCUGGAGGUGAGCGUCUUUGAAGCUAGAGGGGGUUGUCUGCUGCCCUCCUCCACCAGCAGCACCAGAUGCACCGGGGCACUUUGAAAUGCAGGGCCCGGUGGCUCCUAUGCCCAGGAGGGUCUGCAGGCGGUGCCAGGCCUUGUCCCCUUUGUGGGAGGCAGGCGACCCGCCCUUACCCUGCUCCAGGAUGUACUGCAGGAAGAGUCUCCUCUGCUGUUGCAGUUCAUUUUGGAGGCUCAGGAUCUGGGCGGCCUGCUUGCUAUCUGCCCGCCCGCUAAGCUGCCUGUGGACCUCCUGCAGCUUGCCGCGGACCUCGUUGGUUCUUCUCCAGCCUCUCCUCACCAGCUCCUCAGCCAGCUGCCGCUGCAGCUCCCGUGCCUGGCGGAUGGAAUUGUCCCGCUGCUGCUGGAGCAGCUCGUGCGCCUGGCACCGCUCGGCGUCCUUCUCGCGCAGCAGUUGACGGAUCUCCGCUGCCCGCUGCCUCUGGCUCUGCUCCUUGAGCCGCUGCUGCUCCCGCACCCGCUCCUGCUCCCAUUUGGAGCGCAGCUUCUCAGCCAGGAGCUGCCGCUCCUGCUCUGCCCUCUUCUUCAUCUCAUGGGCUUCAUCAGCAAAGCGGCGCUUCAGCUCCUGGGUCUGGAGACGCUCGGCCUCCAGCUGGGCCCGCAGUUCCUCCAGCUCCUGCCCGUGCUCCUUCUGCUGCACAAGGCCGCUGGGGCGUCGCGCUGGGCCCCGACGCGAUGAGUGACCGGACACCACUGGGCUCCUGGCCAACACCACCGCGGGUCAUGGUUUCAAUAACCACGAAUAAUAACCACAAAUAAUAACCAGAAAAAAACACGAAUCAGGUGAACGGUCACCAAACGCUGCCAGCAAUAGCCACCAGCAAUCGCACGGCCUGGGCCUGAGAGGGACAGCAGGCUCUGAGCCCUCAGCAAACACCAGCACCGCACAGCAGCAGAGGCAAACUGCAAAUUGUGCGGCACAAGCGCGGCCUUAUAUACUGUGCCUGAUUGUGACGUCAUAAAGGAGGGAUGACGUCAUAUGCCCUUAUAUGGCAUGUGCUGGCCCCGGAUACACCCCGAGAGCCUCAGCAGAAGGGGUGACCUCCAUCUUGCCAAUUUAUUCCUAAAAAAAAUGCAUUUCCAGUGCACAUCCUUUCACCUUACUCUGUUUAACGUGAAAAAAGCAGCCAUCCAUUUUUUUUAUUAUUUAUAAAUUAUUACCCCUUUCUCAAAAGCAUCCUCUCCCGUGUUGCCCCACAUGAUGAUGUCUUCAACGUACAUCCACGAGUCCUGAGGGGACCGCUGACUUGCUAAGCCACUGUCCCUCGUACCUGAGAAGUUGUGGAAGUGCGUUUAAGGAGUUCCCACUGACUGCAGGAGGGAAAAUAUAGCCCCCAUUUUUAAAAAGGGAAAAAGGAAGGCCCGGGAGCUACAAGCCUUCCUCCCUUUGUGGGGGUGCAGAGCCUUUAUCACCCUCAGGUGAAGAAGCCAUGGAGGCAGAGGGUGCGAAGGGGUCUCUGCACCGCAGCCAGAACAUGGCAGAGGCGUUGGCCCAGGUCGCUCAGGCAAGGGCCGAUCUGGAAACAGCGCUGGAGGAGUUCUUCAAGUGCAAACGGAGGCGUGAAGAGCUGGAAAAGACUGUUGCUGAAAGCGCCAGGAUCAACAAGGCGCUGAGGGAGGAGAUUAAGCACCUCCAGGAGAGAAAGGAGGUUGUUGAAAAACAAACUGCCACGGGGAAGAGGAUGCAGGCGGCCAAGCUGCCCAAGACUUGGAUGCAGGAGAUCGUGGCUGCAGAGCUGGAUGAACAGUUGGCAUCAAGGAGGCACAGAAUCACUACUUGGCUGCGGAGAUCUCUGCUGUCCUUUGCCGGCCUGCAGCUCGCCUUCUUCAUCCUGGUCCUGCUGAAGAGGGACAUCCUCCACUGGGUCCUUCCUCCAGGGCUGGCAUCUGCCCUUGGAAGCCAUCCACCACGACCCUUUCUCUUCUAACCCUACCAAUAAACUGCAGCCCUUUAUCAAUAACCCUACCAAUAAUCC